Molecule: messenger RNA, 1182 nt
Organism: Exophiala mesophila
Lineage: Eukaryota; Fungi; Ascomycota; Eurotiomycetes; Chaetothyriales; Herpotrichiellaceae
Exons: 1
Coding region: 169-1131 (320 amino acids)
Source: RefSeq, a predicted model, not a curated record
CCAGUCUCUCACCCCCCAAACUUAGAGUGAUGAGGCUUGUUACCAAUACGCCCGAUACACUACGGCGCGCCAACGUAGCAUUUCUGGCCCGUUAUUUGUCUUGGUAGGCGUCCCUAAUGGCUUUAGGUAUAGUCCAACUUGGUCGAGCUCGCCACAGGAAUCUGAUAUAUGGGGGAAGUCUCUUUCGUCUCACAUGCUAAGACUGAUCCAACGGAGUCAUCAUCGGCAUCACUGAUCACGGCGGCUGAACAAAUCACGUUUCGUCAGUCACUUACCGCCCCGAGCAACCCUCCGGGAAAGAAGACAACCUCAGUCCUCGCCCGUGGACGAGCAUCAACGUGGCAUGACCCGACCCCUCAAGCGCUCAUCGAGAGCCAACGCAUCUGCAUUCCGCCAUCUAACAGGACAUUGAUGGAGGGUUUUAAUAUGUGGACCAGCGAUCAUCGCACCCUUCGACAAACGACCUCGACUCGGCAACUGAGAUUCAGCACUUCUCAGCAUCUGGUCUCGCAGCCUCCAAACUCCAAACUCUGGGAUGGAAUACCGACGGCAUAUCAGCCAGUCGUACGACGAGAAGCUCGUCUCGUUCCAGGUUAUUAUUCCACAUCUCAUGGUCUGGCCAAUGUGCCCGGACCACCACCUCGUCCACGGACCGUUUCACCACGGCCGAUAUCUCAAGCAUUACACGGACCCGUGACGCCGACGCUUAGCCACCCUAAUCCAAAUACUUAUCGACGGAGAUCGGCCUUGGAUCUACGAAACAAUCCGUGGCAGGGCUCCGUUCGAUCGGAGAGAGUUGUAGAUGCAACAAAGUCGAUGAAGGUGGAGAUAGCCACGGCCCUUCCGCCCGAACAUCUAGAUCCGCCACCACCCUACUCGGAGUACAUGCCCCCGUAUGACUUCACUCGUCGACAUCGAUCCUCUAGCUAUCAUGCAUCGAUGACAGGGUCAGCUCAUCAAUACGUACCUUAUAACCCCGCGAGUUAUCAGGCCGUCAACACGUCUACGUUGCCCACAAUCGGCCGAACACUACCCCCAACUCCUAUAUCACCAAUCAACAGUCUUGACGCAGAAUAUUUGGCAUUGAGGAAAGCCAGACAGAGGCAACAUAGGCGGAGUAUGGGAGUGUGAUCACAUCAUCGGUGGAUCUAGAUGAGAGGGCGAUUCAUGACGCUGGAGGGG